Molecule: messenger RNA, 768 nt
Organism: Aphidius gifuensis
Lineage: Eukaryota; Metazoa; Arthropoda; Insecta; Hymenoptera; Braconidae
Product: F-box/LRR-repeat protein 2-like
Exons: 2
Coding region: 1-768 (255 amino acids)
Biological process (GO): SCF-dependent proteasomal ubiquitin-dependent protein catabolic process
Cellular component (GO): SCF ubiquitin ligase complex
Source: RefSeq, a predicted model, not a curated record
AUGGGUAUUGAGUGGGAUGUGUUCAAUCUUUCUACAGAAGUACUUGAAACUAUUUUUUGUACGUGCAAAAAUCUAAAACAUCUUGAUAUUCCAUAUGGUCCGUAUGAUGUAGCUAAAAUUCCUCUUAAAAAAUGGAUAAACUUUCAAAAUUUACAACAUCUUGGUUUUGCUUGUAUCAUGAUGCCUGAUUUAGCAAAUACAAUUGUUGAAUGUUUGUCAUCUAUUAAUGGUGAGCCACUUUUUUCUCCAUCUGUUCUUGAUGAGAUAUCAAAAUUACAAUGCCUUGAACAUCUCAACUUGUCUUUUCUAGAAAAUCUUAGAGAUAGUACAAUUAUUGCUAUUGCCAAUAAUUGUAAAAACCUAAAAAGUUUAGAUAUUGAAGGUUGCAACACUAUUACUAAAACAGCUCUCGAUGCUUUAACAAACUUGAAAAAUUUACAAAAACUUAAUGUAGGUUGUCUUGAUAUAAUUACAGACAGCUUCCUUAUGAAAUUGAAAGGAUUGAAAGAAUUGAAUUGUAAUGAAUGCAAGAAACUUACUGAUGCUGGUAUUAUUCAAUUUAUAAAAAAUAAUUCAGAUCUUGAAAAGAUUAGUGUCUCGGGUAUAGAUAAUAUUACAAAUGAUAUGGUUAUAGGUGCUGAUCAGGCAACUAAAAAUCGUACAAAUGGUAUCAUUUUAUACAUAACAGAGUGUAGUUUGUUAAUAACAGAAGCUUCUAAGUCAAUUAUCACAUCUCAAUGGUUGGUUGUUGAAUCGAUUAAAUUAUAG